AUGUCAAAUCUUGGGGGAACAAACUAUUCCUCGCGGAGAGAGGAUUCCGAAGCUGUUGAGGGCAUCCUGGACUACUCUUUCAAGGACAAAUGCCUAGUUUUACAGGCCUUGAGUCUUCCGGGGUCAAGUGCUUACUCCACAGGCAACAAAGGCCUUGCUCAAGUCGGAGAUGCCGCGGUUAGGCUGCAUAUAAUCUCAGAAGGCCAUCAAAGGGGAAUGUCCCGAGGUCAAAUAUCUGCUAUCCUGGGCCGCGUCUCAAAUAACAAUAACCUCGCGGAGGUCGGAGUGAAGAAAAACCUUGGGGAAUCCAUCUUCAUAAACCGGAGCCAGGUUGGCUCUAUUUCGCCUGGAUCGAUGGCUACAACUGUCGAAGCAUUACUAGGAGCCGUGUAUAUUGACAGCGAGAAAGACAUGGAUAAACUAAAAAACUCGAUGAAUGCACUAGGCUUAUCCUUUUCAGAGCAAGCCUAA
Molecule: messenger RNA, 471 nt
Organism: Microsporum canis CBS 113480
Lineage: Eukaryota; Fungi; Ascomycota; Eurotiomycetes; Onygenales; Arthrodermataceae
Exons: 2
Coding region: 1-471 (156 amino acids)
Biological process (GO): RNA processing
Molecular function (GO): ribonuclease III activity
Source: RefSeq, a predicted model, not a curated record